Psylliodes chrysocephalus is the source of this 1479-nucleotide messenger RNA. Lineage: Eukaryota; Metazoa; Arthropoda; Insecta; Coleoptera; Chrysomelidae. The record is from the annotation of a GenBank genome assembly.
AUGUCUUGUAUGGUAUGUAGAAAAAGCGACGUUAGAUUAUUUAACGUCGGCAGUAACUACGGUAAAAUCAACCACACAGUUGGGGACGAUUUUAAUGAAAUCUACGGCGAAAAGGUCAAACUGUACUUAACACCAGACAGUUGCGUUUGCAAUGUUUGUAUGAACAUUUUAGACAAUGUAGCAAAAUUAACCCAAUACAUUUGGAAUGUAAUAUCAAACCCAUACAACCAGCCUCAGCCAAGCAAGUUGAGCAAAUUUUGGAAAAUAUUUGCCUCUCUUAAGCUAGAAGGAGAUGAUGAUGAUGAUGACGCUUUGUUGGUACCAUCCUAUUCUGUACCUUAUAAUAAAAAAUUGGAGGAGCAAAUUGCAGAAAGAGAAAGACACAGAAGUUUUUGUAUCCCCCCUACAUCUGAAAGGUCAUUAGGAGUGCAGGGGAAGAGAAUGUCUUCAGGUACGAUCAGUGGUUAUUCAGUCACUGAUUACAGUGAAGUUGAAAGUGAAGAUUUUAGUGAAGUUCGUAGAAUUUUUAAAAGAAAGAAAAAAAGAGGACACAACUGGGCGAAAAGUAAGGGUGGUCGUAGUAGAUCUGCCACUUCUUCAGUUACCCGUAAAUCUGGACGGAAAACUUAUACUCCUUAUACUGAGUAUACUGAGUUUAGUGCUUAUUCUGAUACAUCUUCCAAGAGAAAAUUUAGAUCUUCGAACCUUCCUAGAACGUCAUCAACGUAUACAAGAUCUUUAAGCAGAUUAGAAGCAGAGUCAAGAGAGAAUUUGUCGAACAUAUAUUGUAUGGAGCGAAAUUGCAAUAUGUUCAGUGAUGAUAUUGAAGAAUUGAAUUUGCACAACAUAGAAGAACAUGCUAUGUCUAAUGUGUAUAAUUGCCUGGAGUGUCCAAAUGUUUAUACCACAAGUUAUCUUUUCAAUAUCCACAUGAAAUGCCACACGUAUUCGUUUUUCUGCCUGAUGUGCGGCAUGGAACAACAAAAUUCUUUGGAACUACAAAAACACCUAGACGAACAUUUGAUCUACUCUGUACCAUGCAAAUAUUGUGACAAAUCGUUUUUAAGUAAGAGCUUAAGGGAGGAACACAUCAGGCAACGGCACACUGGUAGAAGGAAUAGGCGAAUAUACAAAGAUAGGCUAAUUAUUUUGGACAGGAUUGAUAAGUGCAGUGGGAGCCAAGAACAAACAGAUGGAGACAAAAACGAAUAUGAAGCAAGGUAUAUCUUCUAUACAGACAUGCAAAUAGAAGAUGGUGACAUGGACAUGACAAUUGAAAAUUUAAAAACCAAAAAUAUUCCGGUAUAUACAGAUGAAGACGAAGGAAUUACGUUGGAAGAAGAGGAGGUAGAAGAAGACAUAGCCAGAACAGAAGAACCAGAAAUUGUUAAUAGUGAAAUUUCUCAGACUGAAAAUAUUGUAAUUCAAGAAACAAACAUUCCUGGUCUCUUUGAAGAUGAAAAUAUAGAUGAAACCUAG